Knipowitschia caucasica is the source of this 1647-nucleotide messenger RNA. The record is from the annotation of a GenBank genome assembly. Lineage: Eukaryota; Metazoa; Chordata; Actinopteri; Gobiiformes; Gobiidae.
AUGAGUGUGGGCUUUAUCGGAGCAGGUCAAGUGGCCCACGCCCUGGUCAGGGGGUUCACUGCUGCAGGCGUGAUUGCUGCCCACAGAAUCACCGCCAGCUCUCCAGACACAGAUCUUCCAACAGUGCAUGACCUCCGGAAAAUGGGUGUGAAUGUCACCAUAAGCAACAAAGAAACUGUGAAGAGGAGUGAUGUCCUGUUUCUGGCAGUGAAACCUCACAUCAUUCCCUUUGUGUUAGACGAGAUUGGACCUGAUAUUGAAGAGCGUCAUCUCAUUGUGUCCUGUGCAGCAGGUGUCACUAUCGGCUCAAUAGAAAAGAAGUUGAAACUGCAUACUCCAUCUCCAAAGGUUAUGCGCUGUAUGACCAAUACUGCUGUUGUGGUGCGAGAAGGGGCCACAGUCUAUGCCACUGGAACUCACGCAGCAGUCGAGGAUGGAAAGCUCCUAGAGCAGCUAAUGGCCAGUGUGGGCUACUGCACUGAGGUUGAAGAGGAUCUGAUAGAUGCUGUCACAGGCUUGAGUGGCAGUGGUCCAGCCUAUGCGUUUAUAGCUGUAGAUGCUCUAGCUGAUGGCGGGGUGAAAAUGGGGCUGCCCAGGAGACUAGCUGUACGACUUGGCGCUCAAGCCUUACUGGGAGCUGCUAAAAUGCUGCUGGAUUCAGAGCAGCAUCCUGGGCAGCUCAAGGACAACGUUUGCUCACCAGGGGGAGCCACUAUACACGCGCUGCAUGUCAUGGAGAGCGGAGGUUUCAGAAGCCUUUUGAUAAAUGCAGUAGAGGCCUCCUGUGUCAGGACAAGGGAGCUGCAGUUUUUGGCUGACCAGGAAAAAAUCUCCUCAGCUGCCAUUAAGAAGACAACACUCAACAAAGUGCUGCAGCAGCCUGGUGAUCAGGACGAACUUGGAGAAAUCCGUUGUGCAGGUGGACCCGGUUCUCGUGGCAUGACUACCACAAACAAAGGAAACAAGGCCUUGAAGGUGAAGCGGGAGCCCGGGGAGAAUGGCACCAGCUUGACAGACGACGAAUUGGUGACUAUGUCGGUACGAGAGUUGAACCAGCAUCUCCGCGGCCUUACCAAAGAGGAAAUUAUCCAGUUAAAGCAGCGGAGACGUACUUUAAAGAACCGGGGUUAUGCCGCCAGCUGUCGAGUGAAGCGUGUCACCCAAAAAGAGGAACUGGAGAAGCAGAAAGCUCAGCUGCAGCAGGAGGUGGAUAAACUGGCAACAGAAAACGCCAGUAUGAAGGUGGAGUUGGACGCACUGCGCUCAAAGUACGAAGCCCUCCAGAGUUUUGCCAGGACUGUAGCUCGCAACCCAGUCACCACCAGAGCUCCAAUGGCCUCUAUUAUAAGGAGUAGUGAGUUAGUCAUCUUUGCUCCCUGUGGGCCACUGAAGCCCCUUCUGUCUCAGCACACCUCAUCAAACAUCAGCCUCCUCAGCAGCGCCUCAGCUCUGCACAUUCAAAACACCUCUCCAGAGAACAGCCACAGACAAAGAGACAGAUGGCUGGAGACACACAUCUUACACUCAGUUCUGCAGGGCAAGUCCAACCCCAGCACCACUGCAGACCUGUGCCUCACGCAGCUCUCCUCAGGUGUCUGCCCCAGACAAGGGAAGGCCUCUGAAGACUUGAUUAAUUUGGUGGGCUAG